AUGAUUCAAACUCGUAUGCUCUCAAAAGAAGAUGAAGCCCGCGGCGAGGACAACGAAGUCCGCCGCGAGGACCAAGAAAAAAUCAACCGCUUCAGUCGCCUCCACCAACGGGAAAUUGUGUUGGAAGAGCAAUUGAAACUGAAGCAGUUAGCAGUACAAACUGAUAUGAGAAAUCAAAAACAGAAAGACAAAGAAGAUCUCGAAGAAAUCUCCACCGAGCUCGAACUCGCAGAUGAAGAUGAUCUCGUUCCCUACAAGAUCGGUGACUCCUUCUUCCACCUUCCCCUGGAAGAAGCCCAGUCCCUCCUCGCCACCUCCACCGAGCAAAUCGACGCCGAGGUGAGCAAGCUGGAGGAGAAACUGGGCGACCUGCGCGAGGAGCUGCAGCAACUCAAGGUCGCCCUGUAUGCGCGCUUCGGCCGGAGUAUCAACUUAGAAACCUAG
Aspergillus brunneoviolaceus CBS 621.78 is the source of this 444-nucleotide messenger RNA. Its product is annotated as tubulin-binding prefolding complex subunit GIM3. The record is from RefSeq and is a predicted model, not a curated record. The transcript is spliced from 4 exons. Lineage: Eukaryota; Fungi; Ascomycota; Eurotiomycetes; Eurotiales; Aspergillaceae. Bases 1 to 444 code for a protein of 147 amino acids. Gene Ontology annotation, biological process: protein folding. Gene Ontology annotation, cellular component: cytoplasm; prefoldin complex.